CUCGGUCGCGGCGGGUCGUCCAAGGUGUACCGAGUCAUGAGCGCGAGCAACGAGCUCUUUGCGCUCAAGCGGGUCGACACGCGCAACGACGCCGAGUCGCGAGCGAGCUUCAUCAACGAGAUCACGCUCCUGCGCAAGCUCAUCGGCAAGCCCGAGAUCAUCCAGCUCGUCGACUCGGAGAUCCAGGGCAAGUAUGUCAUCAUGGUCAUGGAGGCGGGCGAGACGGACCUCAACACGCUCCUCGCGAGCCACGCCGGCAAGCCCGUCAGCCUCAACUUCAUUCGCUACAUCUGGGAGCAGAUGCUCUCGGCGGUCCAGGUCAUCCACGACGAGGCCGUCGUCCACAGCGACCUCAAGCCGGCCAACUUUGUCCUCGUCAAGGGCCGCCUCAAGCUCAUCGACUUUGGCAUCUCCAAGGCCAUCGCGGCCGACACGACCAACAUCGGGCGCGACCAGCAGAUCGGCACGGCCAACUACAUGCCGCCCGAGGCGCUCAACGACACCGGGCUCGGCCAGGGCGGCAAGAGGCUCAUGAAGCUCGGCCGCGCCGCCGACGUGUGGUCGCUCGGCUGCAUCCUGUACCAGAUGGUGUACGGCGGCGCGCCCUUCUCGCACCUGCGCGACAUCGGCCUCAAGGUCGCCGCCAUCUCGAACCCUCGACACCGCAUCGCCUUCCCCGACCACGCCGUCCCGACAGGUCGUCGCGGCGAGCAGCUCACCGAGCACCGGUUCAAGGUCGGGCCCGACCUGCUCGACACGCUCAAGAGCUGCCUGCGGUACGAGCCCAAGGAGCGAGCGGCCAUCCCGGAGCUCCUGCAGCAGCCGUUCCUGCGGCGGUCGGGCGACGAGGCGACGCCAGGUGCGCACCCGCUCCCUCCUUCCUCUCCUCGAGCCCGUGACUGA
Rhodotorula graminis WP1 is the source of this 903-nucleotide messenger RNA. RefSeq lists its product as uncharacterized. Gene Ontology annotation, cellular component: spindle; kinetochore; nucleus. The annotation marks the transcript as partial. Gene Ontology annotation, biological process: mitotic spindle assembly checkpoint signaling; peptidyl-serine phosphorylation; protein localization to kinetochore. The record is from RefSeq and is a predicted model, not a curated record. The transcript has 4 exons. NCBI's taxonomy places the organism in Eukaryota, Fungi, Basidiomycota, Microbotryomycetes, Sporidiobolales, Sporidiobolaceae. Gene Ontology annotation, molecular function: protein serine/threonine kinase activity; ATP binding; protein serine/threonine/tyrosine kinase activity.